Verticillium alfalfae VaMs.102 is the source of this 1212-nucleotide messenger RNA. RefSeq names its product aspartate aminotransferase. Gene Ontology annotation, cellular component: cytosol. NCBI's taxonomy places the organism in Eukaryota, Fungi, Ascomycota, Sordariomycetes, Glomerellales, Plectosphaerellaceae. The record is from RefSeq and is a predicted model, not a curated record. Gene Ontology annotation, biological process: L-aspartate biosynthetic process. Gene Ontology annotation, molecular function: L-aspartate:2-oxoglutarate transaminase activity; pyridoxal phosphate binding. The transcript has 3 exons. The coding region runs from base 1 to 1212 and encodes 403 amino acids.
AUGACUGCGGCGCGGCAAUCGGCCUUCCAGGCCGCCGAAUAUAUCCCCCCCGAUGCCAUAUUCGACGUAACGAGGCGAUAUCUCGCCGACACAGACGCCAACAAGAUCAAUCUUGGCCAAGGUACAUACCGUGACGAGAACGGCCAGCCAUGGAUUCUUCCAUCAGUCAAGUUGGCAAAGGAGAAAAUCGGCAGUGUCGGUCAUGAAUACCUGCCCAUCGCCGGGCUGAAAUCUCUCCGAGACGAGGCGACAAAGCUCGUUUUCUCGGGUACAAAAGCCUUCAACGAAGACCGCAUCGCCUCCUGCCAGGCCCUUUCCGGCACCGGCGCCCUUCUCUUGGCAGGCCUGGCCCUCAAGCGCAGCAGCGGCAUCAAAAACAUCUACAUCACCGAGCCGACCUGGUCCAACCACGACCUGCUUUUUGCCUCCCAGGGCUUUCAGGUCAAGAAGCUGCCCUACUACAAGGACGGCGCUUUCGACUUUGACGCCUACAUCGCCGCCCUGAAAGCCGCCGAGCCAUCCUCGGCCGUCAUCCUGCACGCCUGCGCCCACAACCCCACGGGCUGCGACCCGUCAGCCGAGCAGUGGAAGGCGAUCGCCGACGUACUCAUCGAGCGCGGCGUCUUCCCCGUGUUUGAUGCCGCGUACCUCGGCUUCAACUCUGGCUCCGUCGACAAGGACGCGUGGGCGAUUCGGUACUUCGUCGAGGACCUGGGCCUCGAGGCUGCCGUCUGCCUCUCCUUUGCGAAGAACAUGGGUCUCUACGGCGAGCGUGUCGGUCUCGUUUCGUUCGUGUUGCGUGACUCGGAGGUGGCGCGUGCCGUGGCGUCGAUCCUCGAGAACGUCCAGCGCGCGACGGUGUCCAAUCCGCCAGUCUACGGCGCGAGAAUCGCCGCGACGGUCCUCGAGACGCCGGAGAUCAGAGAACAGUGGGCCAAAGACCUUGUUACCAUGUCUGACAGGAUACGGACGAUGCGGCAGGCGCUUUUCGAUGAGCUGGUGAGGCUCCAGACGCCUGGUGACUGGUCCCAUUUGGUCAAGCAGAGUGGCAUGUUUGGAUACAUUGGCAUCAGCCGAGCUCAAGUGCAGCUUCUUGAAGACGAGUUUCAUGUGUACAUGGCGGACACGUCUCGAAUCUCCAUUGCAGGCCUGAAUGAUGCCAAUGUUAAUCGGUUUGCAAGUGCGUUGAAUCAAAUAGUCAGAAGGUCAUAG